Messenger RNA from Annulohypoxylon maeteangense, 2462 nucleotides. RefSeq lists its product as uncharacterized. Lineage: Eukaryota; Fungi; Ascomycota; Sordariomycetes; Xylariales; Hypoxylaceae. The coding region runs from base 458 to 2218 and encodes 586 amino acids. The transcript has a single exon. The record is from RefSeq and is a predicted model, not a curated record.
UUUCUUUCAGCCACAUGCCUCAGUACCUAGGGAUGGCGCAGACUGCCCCUUUGACAACUCAGUAAUGACUCAAGGUAAUGUACCUAUCCUUCGAUCAAGGAGAAGAUAUCAAAGAAAGUCGGUUCAACUGGAACAGUCACUCGAAAACGAUUGCUUUAUCAAGAAUGAACAAAAUCUAUCAUCCAUCAAUAGCCAGGAAGCUCCAAUAAAACCACUGUUAUACAGUUUGUCCGAGAUGCCUCUAUAUCAAGCAAGGCACCUGAGUUGGUUCCUCACCACAUUUCGCUAUUCCGUAACGCCUAAGAGGAAACUUAAAUCCACCAAGGUGAGUGAAAUAGAAGAUAUCUACACAAGCUGCAAAACAGUAGGUAUCACUAUUAAGUAAGUAUAAAUCCAAUAUCCCUUCAGCAAUAACUUCCUACACACACACACACACACACCACAACAACAACAAACCAUGUCCACAAGCGACCCCCCCACCUACGACUGGGACUCCCUCCUCCUAAAUAUAAACUGGACCAACGUAAACUGGCGCACCAUCCUCCCGCACAACAUAUCCUCCCAGCUCCCAUGGGAACAGCUGCAAGACUCCACCCUCGAGCACCUCGCGCUCCUCCACGACGACUACGACCGGAAGCACAAGCUGUACCCGAAAGAGGAAACAACAUGGUUCCGGCCGAGCCCAGCGAUGGAAGAGCUCGAGCGCCGCUACGUGCGCGAGCUGGUGCACCCGAUGUUCAUGGCGGAGCAGCAGGACGUGCGGGACUGGAUCUGCGACCGCGACCGCUUCGAAGACGGGCGGAAGUGGCAGCCCGUGGCGCCGGCGGAGGAGGACUGGGUGCGCGAUGAGGAGACGGUCAAGAAUCCGUUUCUGACUCUGGGCUUCGAGCUCGAGUUGCCGAUCGCGGUGUACAGACGUACGCGGGACGGGAUCCCGGACCCGCAUCCCGAGGAGAAGAGGUGGCUUGCGGAUAUCAGCGAUGAGAAAGGGGACCCGGACCUGUCGCAUGUGCGGAAGGUCGUGGUGGAUCGGGUGUUGACGACGCUGAAUGAGGACACGGGCAUGCGGUUCAUCCCGCUGAACCCGGAGGGGAAAUACACCGAAAUCAACCGCGACAGACGCGCCGUGGUCCUCCCGCACAUGAACCUGCGCUACGGCGCCUUCACCGUGUACGCCAUGGCGCCUCAAGCCUUCGCCACGCCGCCGCGGAGAGAAUACGCGGACGCGCCGCGCAACGAGUUCGAUCCGUACCAUUGGGAGGUGAUCAAGAUCGCGUCGCCGGUGCUGGGGAUCGAGUCCGCGCGGGAGAUCCUGACGGCGCUGUACCGGAUCUGCCGCGUGAUGCGGAACAACUUCCGCGUGCACCGGGACAUGCCGUCGAUUCCCGUGACGACACAGGUCAGCGUGUCGAGCCGCGCGGGCAUCGACCUCAUCGACAUCAAGCGCUUCGUCUCGCUCGUCGCUAUCCUCCGCGACGAGGGCUUCGACCAGCUCAACCGCGCGCACCGCAGCUCGCGCAAAUACGACGACGUCUGUGGCGCUAUCACGCGCGUGUCACGUCUCGGCGGGCUUUCUGACGCGGAUCCCCUCGGUAUCUACGCCGCGGACGAUACGAUCCUCCCGCAGCCGCCGGACGACGAGCGCGCGAUGCGGGUGAGUGAGAUGGAGCGGAAUCUGCCGAAAGAGUGGAUCCCCGCGCUCCAGGGGGAGGGGAAGCUGUCGGAUCGUAUUUUCUUCGUCGGGUUGUGGUGCUACGCGAACGUCACGGAUAUCGCACGAGCACUUGGCACGUCGCUUAUCUCGAGGAAAGCGGAGGUUAUGGUGAAGGUUACGGGAGACGGCGUGAGGUCGAAUCCCAUAGACCCGAAGUGGACGGGGAAGUUUUCCCAGGACGAGCUCUACUUCGAUGUCGUCGAUAGCCAUCGCGGUGUUCUCGAGUUCCGUCAGUGUGGAGGGACUUUGGACCCUCUUCACAUUCUGUGCUGGAUGGCUACUUGCUGCUGUGUGGUAAACGCGGCUAAGUUUACUGACGAGGCGAAGUUCAAGGGUCUCUUGACCCGGAUCCUCAGUGGUGAAGAAAGUGUUAUGGAUGCCCUUCAGAUAGACCCUGCCGUUCAGGAUUGGUACGAGAAGAAUUUCGACGGGCGUAAAGGAUUCUUUGAACCUCCUGGUUCGGAGGUAAAGUGGGCAGACCCUUUCUACCCACCUAUGCCCUAGAUACCUAUAUUAGAGGUCGUAUUUGUCGUAGUAGGUAAGUAUUGUGUUGCCAAACCCUUAUUGUCUACUAGGUAGGUUGGUAGAAUCCAUGAUCCCUUGAUUAAACAUAUGAUACGUGCAGAUAGAUUAAAUAUUGCAAGAACCGAUUUUUCCGUUAUGAUGAGAUAAGUCCUUAAAAGAACCUAGUACCUAUAUUCGUGAAUGGUCUGUCGAUGUAAUUCAGAGCAAUCGUUUCUGCCGGCGA